AAAACUUUUUUUUUUUUUUUUUUUUUUUCUUUUCUUAUAUAUCUCUUUCUUUUUUCUUAGUUUUUUGUUUUUAUUUGACUUUUUGCCUUUAUCUCCUCCUCUCCCUCUCUUUGAGAAAUCACUUUAUCUUAUAAAAGUAUUCAUGACAACAGCAAGUUCCUCCGCUUUGACGGAAUCAAACAACAACACUAACAACAAUGGCAGCAGCAGUGGCACCAAGAUAUCCUUGUGGCAUAGAGCUCGACGUUCUCGCUUGGGUGUCGCAUGUGUCGUCGCACUUACUCUAUUUACCGAUAUGUUGGUGUAUGGAGUAGUGAUUCCAUGUUUACCAAUGCUUGUUAUUGAGCGGUUAAAGGGAAAUUCGACCAUGGUGGGACUUUUAUUCGGGUGUUACGCUUUUGGGUUACUUGCUGCUACACCUGUGUUUGCCAUUUUAUCCGAUCGAUACCAAAACCGAAGAUAUCCAAUGUUGAGUGGCAUGAUUGGGUUGGUCAUUUCCACCUUGUCUUUCGCCAUGGCAGAUACGUAUACUUUACUCAUUAUGGCUCGGGUAGCUCAAGGAGUGGCAGGUGGUGCAUCAUGGACGAUUGGUCUAGGCUUACUUGCUGAUGUGUUUCCCACCAAAAGCUUGGGUGUGGUCAUGGGAAGUGUACUAACAGCACACACAGUAGGAUUUGCGAUCGGGCCCGCCGUUGGAGGAUUCUUGUUUGAAUAUGGAGGGUUUGCUGCACCCUUCCUCUUUUGUGCGGGUUUUGCUGUCAUCAAUUUUAUAGCUAUUCUUUGGCUUGCCGAACCGGAACAUAAGGCUGAGGAUGUUGAACAUACGCAAGAUCAUGUUUCACGCGCUCAAGAAAGUAUUCCGCCAUCGCCCACAGCAGCAGCAGAGGAGGAGGAGGAAGAGGCAGGAAAGAUACAUGCCUACCCGUUUUCUGAUGAAAAUACACCUUUGCUCCAUAAAGCAAACGACAACACGAGUCAUACAGACAGCAAGAAAAAGACAAAGACGCCAGUUACCAUGAUAGGAUUAUUAAGGAACUGGCGUAUUAUGUCAUGUGUACUAUGUACAAUCGUUUGUUCUUCUGUCUUUGCCGGUAUUGAACCAGCAUUGCCUAUUCAUCUGACAAAAACAUACGAUGCAUCUGCUUCUGUUAUCGGACUCAUCUUUGUGGCCAUGGUGAUUCCGGCCUUCUUAGCACCCGUCAUUGGGCAUCUUUCCGACAAGUUUGGUAGGCAAUUCAUUUCUGCUACUGGCAUGGUGAUGAUGGGUGUGUCAUCACCUUUGGUAGCUGUUCAUUUCUCUGCUAUCUAUCACAUUAUCCCUCCUCUUAUGCUCUUUGGUCUUUCUUCACCGGUGACACUUACUCCCAUAUUGCCAGAGAUGGGUGAAACUGUCAAUGAAAUGGGUGGUGCUGCGUAUGCUCAAGUUUAUGCAUUGUACAACAUGGCUUACUCUAUUGGUAUGUUUGUGGGUCCUGUCAUUGCCGGCUUUAUUAUGUCGGCGAGUAACUUUAAGAUUCUGAUGUUGAUAUUCGGUGCUGCCAACAUUAUUUGUAGCCCUAUUAUGAUGGAUUGGGGAGCUGUGUAUAGAAGUAUCAAAUCCAGAAUUGCGAGGGCGUUUUAAUGGAUGGAAUAUCAAAAGAAAAUCAUACUUUCGUACAAUAUAUACUUUAUAGAACGAUAUAUAUAUAUAUAUAUAUCCCAGAGUAACUUUUUUUUUAAUGUGUGAAUUAUACCUACUUGCCUGUAGAGCUAUCCAUUAUAUACGAAUACAAAAAGUAAUGCUUUCUUUUUGUUGGCAAUAGACGUCGUAGACACUUGACAUCUCUAUGUCUUCUUAGGGAUUGAACAAUCGAUAGAACAGUUGUCCGAGUCUUCUUCAUCUUUACAUUAUGAUGAAGCUGGCUUUUGAGCCCGAUAGACAAACUUCAUUACCAUCACCUACUGUAAUACUGUAAAGAGUAGGAUUCUUGACGAAAAAGUUGAAUAGUGACAGUACCGAAAUGCUUCAUGUACAGCGUUUUAUUUGAAUUGAUGAUUACUUUUUUGACUAUGAGAAGUGGACGGAGGGGUAUAUAUACAUGUAUCAAUAGGAAUGAAUG
Molecule: messenger RNA, 2099 nt
Organism: Mycotypha africana
Lineage: Eukaryota; Fungi; Mucoromycota; Mucoromycetes; Mucorales; Mycotyphaceae
Product: major facilitator superfamily domain-containing protein
Exons: 7
Coding region: 143-1621 (492 amino acids)
Biological process (GO): transmembrane transport
Molecular function (GO): transmembrane transporter activity
Source: RefSeq, a predicted model, not a curated record